Spirodela intermedia is the source of this 3149-nucleotide messenger RNA. Lineage: Eukaryota; Viridiplantae; Streptophyta; Magnoliopsida; Alismatales; Araceae. The record is from the annotation of a GenBank genome assembly.
AUGGCAACUAGCUGCUACUCCAGGGCUUCCUCAAUCAUUGCUCUUUUUGUUGGAUUCCUCCUCCUCCUUCCUCCUCCGGUCCUCCUCCUUCCUCCACCGGAGGCGAACACCACGCUUCAUUCACGGGUGGAGCUUGAGACGCUCCGGCGGGUCAGGGCCCGCCUGAGGAAGUUGCAGAAGCCCUCUUUGAAGACGAUCCAGGUUUGUCACUCAAACCCUAGCGCUGCCGCCCGAAGAGUUUGUGGUGGGUUAAGUUUGAUUUUUCUUUCUUGCAGAGCGGAGAGGGUGACCUAAUCGACUGCGUUCCGAGCCAUCUCCAGCCGGCGUUUGAUCAUCCGAAGCUGUUAGGACAGAAGCCGCUGGUGGGUGGAUAUUUCGGCCUUGGAUCUGCGCGAGUCUUCGAUUUUCUGUGGAUGAUGUGGGUUCCGUGGUUCCAGGAGCCGCCGGAGAGGCCGAGAGGGCAAGCGGCGGCGGCGGACCCGGCGACAGCGGCGAGUUUUCAGUCGUGGGCUGCUUCCGGCGAGUCGUGCCCGCGGGGAACGGUUCCUAUAAGGAGGGCCACGGAGGCGGACGUGUUGAGAGCGAGCUCUGUGAAAAGAUUCGGUAGGAAGCCCGCGGCGAGACGACGGCCGUUGUCGGCCACCGGCGGGCAUGAGGUUUGUCGACCUUCUUCCUCUCUCUCUCUCUCUCUCUCUCUCUCUCUCUCUCUCUCUCUCUCUCCCACUCUCCCUCUCUCCCUCUCUCUCUCUCUCUCCCUCUCCCCCCCCCUCUCCCUCUCCCUCUAUCUCCUUCUCCCUCUCCCCCUAUCUCCAUCUCCAUCUCCAUCUCCCUCUCCCUCUCCCUCCCCCGUAUCUCCAUUUCCCUCUCUCUCUCUCUCUCUCUCUCUCUCUCUCUCUCACUCUACGUCUCUCCUACUCUCUCCGUCUAUGUUUCCUCUCCUCCCUCAUUCUACGUCUCUCCUACUCUCUCUGUCUAAGUUUCCUCUCAUCCCUCAUUCUACGUCUCUCCUACUCUCUUCGUCUACGUUUCUCUCUCCUACUCUCUCCACCGAGUCUCUCUUCUCUCUCCCUCUACGUCUUUCUCUCUCACUAUGUCUCUCUCCUUUCGCUCUCUCUCUCUCUCUCUCUCACCCGCCGUUCUUGCAACAAAAUGUCAGCUUUCUUGCUGUUCAAUCUCCAAGAACACAGAGAGGACAGCACCCGUCCCUCAGAUUUCUUUCAGGAAUCCAAAUCUCCAACCAAACUGCUUGCACAGAUCUCCGCGCAUUUUUCUCCAACUUUCCCCAGAGUUCUCCUUUAAAAAAGCUUGCUUUCUUCCGAAUUAAUAAUAUCCAAGAAGAACCCGUUCGAGACAUACUCCCCAAGAACUUUAUAAUAAUAUCAAUGGUAGAUUAAUAUACAUUUUUGGUGGUUGCAGCAUGCAGUCGGGUAUGUGAUUGGAGACCAGUAUUUUGGUGCGAAAGCCAGUUUGAAUGUGUGGGCUCCCAAGGUGAGCAGCCCUUCCGAGUUCAGCUUAUCUCAGAUCUGGGUCAUAUCCGGUUCCUUCGGAGAUGAUCUCAACACGAUCGAAGCCGGCUGGCAGGUACGUUAAAAACCAUAGUUUCCCCAUUUGCUUACGUCCAAUACAGAAAUACCUUCGAUGCCUUUUUUUAUCUUCUGCCCAUAAAAAAAUAAGAACAAAAUUUAGUUUAGAUACUCGAUUUUGAUUAAAAAAGAGAAUUUUUUUUUCUGAUUACAUCAUCAUUCAUCUCUCAGGUGAGCCCGGAGCUGUACGGGGACGCUUAUCCGCGGUUCUUCACUUACUGGACAGUGAGUAGCUGUUCUUCUCGCGGGGUUUCCUUUCUGUAUUUUUUAUCGAUAAUAUUUAGAUUGUGAUUAAAACGAUGAUCGGAGAGUGCUGAGUUUGGGGUUGGAUGAUCGUCUCUCGGAAGAGCGAUUCCUACCAGACGACUGGAUGCUACAACCUCCUCUGCUCCGGAUUCGUCCAGACGACCAACAAGUUCGCCAUCGGCACGGCGAUCUCUCCCAUAUCGACCUACGGGGGCUCCCAGUUCGACAUCAGCCUGCUCAUAUGGAAGGUAACCGAGGACGAAGACCCAUAAACUCUCUCUCUCUCGCCGCUCAGUUCGACAUCAGUCUGCUCGUAUGAAAAGUAACCGAAGACGAAGAUCUAUACCUCUCUCUCUUUCUAUCACUCUAUCGCUCAAGCUGGGUUAUCUCUUUCUGCUGCUGCUGUUGCUCUCUCUCUCUCUCUCUCGCCGCUCAGUUCGACAUCAGUCUGCUAAUAUGGAAAGUAACCGAAGACGAAGAUCUAUACUUCUCUCUCUCUUUCUAUCUCUAUAUCUCUCUGGCUAGGUUAUCUCUUUCUGCUGCUGCUGCCGCUGCUCUCUCUCUCUCUGUCUCUCUCUCCCCCUUUCUAUCUCUAACGCUCUAUCUGGGUUCUCUUAUUCUGCUGCUGCUGCUGCUCUCUCUCUCUCUCUCUCUAUCUAUCUAUCUAUCUAUCUAUCUAUCUAUCUAUCUAUCUUUAUCGCUCUACCUGGGCUAUCUUUUUCUGUUGCUGGUUUCUCUCUCUCUCUCUCUCUCUCUCUCUCUCUCUCUCUCUCUCUCUCUCUCUCUCUCUCUCUCGCUCGCUGUCUUUUUCUGGGUUCUCUCUGCGCCGCUCAGUUCGACAUCAGUCUGCUCAUUGGACGGGAACUGAAGACGAAGAUCUACUCUCUCUCUCUCUCUCUCUCGCUCACACGUGUGGUGGUGUAGGAUCCGAAGCAAGGGCACUGGUGGCUGGAGUUUGGGGGGCGCCUUAUCGUGGGGUACUGGCCGUCGGAGCUGUUCAGCCAUCUCGGGCAGCACGCGACCAUGGUGCAGUUCGGCGGCGAGGUGGUCAACGGCGGUCCGGCUGGGGGCGGCGGCCCCUCCUACCACACCGCCACCGAGAUGGGCAGCGGCCGCUUCUCCGGCGAGGGCUUCGGCAGGGCCUCAUACUUCCGCAACCUCCAGGUGGUCGACUGGGACAACUCCCUCGUCCCCCCGCCGGCCCUCCGCCUCCUCGCCGACCGCCCCGCCUGCUACGACAUCCGCGGCGGCCUCCACCGCCUCUGGGGCACCUACUUCUACUACGGCGGCCCCGGCAGGAAUCGCCGCUGUCCCCGUUGA